AUGUCCAAUUCACAAAACAUGAUGUAUUUACCUGUUGGUACACAAGGUGGUGAUGAACCCAAUUUAUUAUUAAAUUUAGAAAUAACUCGACCUUAUGACGAAGGUGAAGAGUACGACAAAAAACUAGAUAAUUUAUUAAACAAAAUAGAGUCUUUCAGUAGAAUUCGUACAAAAAGAAUCCACCUGUUGGUAGCCUAUUAUUUUUUAGGCGAAGAACUCAAGAAGUCUAUCGACCCAAAGCAAACUUGGAAUUUGUUUGCAAAAGAAAGGAAACGUAAGAACGCUAGAUGCAAAAUCGUUCCAAGACAUGGCGAAGGACAUCGAACUAUAACUUACUCGUGA
This is a messenger RNA of Entrophospora sp. SA101, 342 nucleotides long. The record is from the annotation of a GenBank genome assembly. Lineage: Eukaryota; Fungi; Glomeromycota; Glomeromycetes; Entrophosporales; Entrophosporaceae.